This is a messenger RNA of Aspergillus brunneoviolaceus CBS 621.78, 621 nucleotides long. RefSeq lists its product as uncharacterized. NCBI's taxonomy places the organism in Eukaryota, Fungi, Ascomycota, Eurotiomycetes, Eurotiales, Aspergillaceae. The record is from RefSeq and is a predicted model, not a curated record. The transcript has a single exon. Bases 213 to 518 code for a protein of 101 amino acids.
CCCCAACGGAGUAUGUUCAAUCAAGCAAGCCAUCCACCAUCUUGUCGACUCCAAGCAAUUUUGCCUAGAAUAAGCAGGUGCGGAGUUGUGCUCAUGUGGUGAAACAUGUGGCCUAUCUUUCUGGAACAAUCGGGACUUCUUCUUAUCCACUGCCGCUGCUGGCGGCAGCAUAACACAAUCAAUCAAUCAUAGUUACCGGCAAGCAAUCAUUGAUGAAGCGGAGACCAUUACCCGUUUCUCUCGCCACUUCUUUUCUGUUCUCUUCUCUAUCUUUGGUGUCUUAUCAAGUUGGCACUUAUUAUAAUCUCUCACAAUCGAGUAGAUCCGACAAUUCUUUCGAAUUCAGGCUGCUGCAAGUAGAUCUCAAGUCGUCUCGUUAUCAACGGCCACCUGCAUGUAGCGAUCAACCAGAGCACGACCUCUUACCCGUAGAAGCAAAGCAACACCACUUGUUUGGCUUGUUUGUUUGCCGCUUUUGUCACGGCUUGGGGACCGCUUUUGCAGGCAGCUCAUCCUGAUGCCAUUUGGUGUAUGAGCGUGAGCAGUAAGCAUCAGAGCGCGGUUAUUCAAAAGUUACCAGAGGCUGCAUGAAGUUCACAGAGCGUAGUUUGUUUGUUGCGG